AUGAUGGUGACUGGGAUGUUGUGGCAGAUAGUGCUGCUGUCCCUCCUGGGGACUACGAGGGCUGAUCCUGAGUCAUCGUGCUCGGGCCUUUGUGGACAGAGACCAUUUUUCAAGACAUCUGGCCCUCAGAUCAUUGGGGGCACGGACGCAAGCCCAGGUUCUUGGCCCUGGAUAGUCAGUUUACAGAUACAGUAUUGGAAUGGCAAGUAUAGGUACCACAUGUGUGGGGGCACCCUCAUAUCUCCAACUUGGGUUCUCACUGCUGCCCACUGCUUCAAUAAAAAUGAAACUAACUACGAUAGAUGGCGGCUGUUGAUUGGCGCAUUGAAGAUUGACAUCGGUUGGACCCACCGCCCCUUGGACUCCACAGUGCAGGAGCGAAAGCCCAUCAAGAUGAUAGCACAUGAACAUUACAAUAAAGAGCUUAAUAAAAAUGACAUUGCACUGAUCGAGAUGGACAGACCGAUAGAGUGUGGGGACCUGGUCCGUAUUGCCUGCCUGCCUCGGGCUAAGGAGCCCACAGUCACGCCUCAGUCGAAGUGUGCCAUUGGUGGCUGGAGGCGCAUAUCGGAAGAAUCGUUUAUGCCACAUCCCAUGCUACAGGAAGCCGAAGUUGACCUGCUUGAUACGAGGUUGUGCAACAGAACCCGCUGGUAUUAUGGGAGGGUUCACCAGAGCAACCUUUGUGCUGGCUACUGGAGUGGAAAGGUCAACACUUGCCAAGGGGACAGCGGGGGGCCGCUCAUGUGUAAAGACGCCUACAGCGGCACCUUCCUGUUGGUCGGCAUCACGAGCUGGGGGGCUAGCUGCGGCCGCACCUUUCGGCCAGGCAUCUACACGUCCACCUGGCACUUUCUGGACUGGAUCACCUCCAAGGUUGGGUCGGCCACUGUCUUUACUGAACUACCUGCUCGGACCACGAUCCCGACUGUUCCUAAGACCACAACUGUGAAACCUACCCGUCCCCGUCCGCCGCCCUGGACCUGGAUCUGGACCCCAAGGUCCUGGGCUGAUCUACCCUGGUGGAUAAGGACCAGCCCCCCUCCGCUGUGGACCACUCGUCUGAAGACCAAGGGUGCUUUACCCCAGAUGUGGCCCAAGAACGACCAGCCCUGGCCCCCAGGCCGUCCCUUAACUGGCUCACUCACGUACACGGCUCUCCAGCCCUGGAUGUCCAAUCCUGUGAUGGUCAAGGCCCAAGUUCUGGGCCCCAGCCAGGCCUUAUCCCUCACACUCUCCUUCCCUAAGCGCUCGAAGUUGCUAAUGGACUCCAUGAAGAGCAACAACAUCAUAUAG
Vombatus ursinus (common wombat) is the source of this 1296-nucleotide messenger RNA. RefSeq names its product acrosin-like. Lineage: Eukaryota; Metazoa; Chordata; Mammalia; Diprotodontia; Vombatidae. Gene Ontology annotation, biological process: acrosome reaction; proteolysis. The record is from RefSeq and is a predicted model, not a curated record. Gene Ontology annotation, molecular function: serine-type endopeptidase activity. The coding region runs from base 1 to 1296 and encodes 431 amino acids. The transcript is spliced from 2 exons.